Messenger RNA from Formica exsecta, 5767 nucleotides. RefSeq lists its product as uncharacterized. Bases 74 to 4975 code for a protein of 1633 amino acids. Gene Ontology annotation, molecular function: protein binding; serine-type endopeptidase activity. Gene Ontology annotation, biological process: proteolysis. The record is from RefSeq and is a predicted model, not a curated record. The transcript has 24 exons. Lineage: Eukaryota; Metazoa; Arthropoda; Insecta; Hymenoptera; Formicidae.
CCUAGCUUAGGUCCCACCAAGAUCAGUUUCUUGUUGACUAUGAUCGUACCAUGUCGGCGACGCGUCUGCAGAUAUGAAUGUACGCGUUGUAUUCUCGGUGAUUCUGUCGUUGUUGGUUUUAUUGCCAUCGUCAUCCACUCAAAAUGACGGUCGUGUAUAUGACACUGUGUACAAUUCCCCUGAUCAAUACGUGGCAACCGCAAAUGGCCCACCUGGUCAUAACAAGCAGGGCGGGGGCGAUGGUUCUUCCGGACCACCGGGUCAUAAUAAAUGGAAAGGUGGUGGCAGAGGACCACCAGGUGGUCGCGGGCCUCCCGGAUUAGCGGGCGGCGGUCCUCCAGGAUUAAAUAGACAUCCUCCGGGCUGGAACGGAGUAAACAUCGAAAGACCAUCUGAAAAUGAGAAUACUUAUGAACCCCGUCCCAAUGAAAGAGAUCGUCCUCAUGGUCCGGAUGAUCGUAUAUCAGAUCCAAACGGAAACUCGCAAAAUCAACGAUGCAGAGACAACGAGUUUCAUUGCAAGAGUAACGAAUGCUUACCGCAAAGCGUUAGAUGCAAUCAAAACGUUGAUUGUCGCGAUGCUAGCGACGAAGCGUUUUGUGUUACGAAUAGAUUUAGUCAAAAUGGCUGUGUCUUGCCUGAACAACCGGAAAAUGGACAAUAUGAAUUGGAUGAUUGCAAUGGUUGCACUAAACGUCCUGGCGAUGCAGUUCCCUUAAAAAGCAUCCUCACUUACAGUUGUAAAAGCAAUUAUUUACUGAGCGGAAACAGCAUUUCCGUUUGCGUCAACAACAAAUGGUCCGAACUACCUUCGUGUUAUAAAGUCUGCCCACCGUUAAACAGCACAAGCGUAGACAUUUCCUGCAGCUACAAGGAAGAAACAGUGUCCUGCAGCGAGCGUAUACAGCCUGGUACACGAGCUGCACUCGCCUGUAAAUCAUCUUAUAAAUUACCUUUAACGAACGAUCCGGCUUACAGAGAGAUCACGUGUCUUGACGAUGGUUUAUGGGAUCGUCGCCUUUUUCGUUGUCUACCCGAAUGCGGAACGACCACUGCACGCGGUAACACUUUAAUCGUAAACGGAUUCGAAGCUGAAAUAGGUAAAUUUCCCUGGCACGUUGGUAUUUACACCAAGAAUACGGAUCAAGAGUACGAACAGAUAUGUGGCGGCACUAUCAUUAGUAGCAAUCUCGUCAUAACAGCGGCCCACUGCGUUUACGAUGAGGUCUACAAUAAACUUAGUAGCUCACAGAAUUAUGCUGUGGCCGCCGGCAAAAAGUACCGUGAUUGGAACGAGAGAGAGAAAUACUCUCAGAAGUCGUUGGUAGAGAGUAUUCAAUUGGGCGGCAGAUACUUGGGGGCGAGAGGUAAUUUCGCCGACGACAUAGCUUUAUUAAAAUUAAGAACAUCCUUUGAGCUGACUACUUUAGUGAAGCCAGUUUGUAUGGAUUGGGACAACGAAUACGAAAGGGAACAGCUGCAACUAGGACAACUCGGCAAGGUGGUCGGCUGGGGCAAAGACAUUAGAGGUGAAUCCACCAGGAACUUACAGGAAAUUGACAUGCCGUUCGUGCCGUACCAACAGUGUUUGUCCGCAGUGCCUCUAGAUUUCCGAGGAUACCUCACGUCCGACAAAUUCUGCGCCGGCCGUUUGAACGGUUCGAGUGUUUGCGAAGGAGAUAGCGGUGGUGGCUUAUGCUUUGAAAAGGAUGGUAUUUGGUAUCUUCGUGGUGUCGUCAGCGUAAGUCCUAACAAAAGAGGUACUUGCGAUUACAACUCGUAUGUUGGAUUUACCUACGUCAGUCGCUUCCGUGAUUGGAUUCGCGAGGCUUAUAUCAAUGAGCAAAAUCGUACUAGUAUCGUUACAUGUCCGGCUAUUGGGACGUUUACCUUACUAAGCGGAAACGCGAUUUCCGUCUGUUUUAAUCUCACAUGGUCCUCGUUGUCUUCGUGUCUCAAAAUCUGUCCACCGUUAAGAAGCACAAGCGUAGAUAUUUCCUGUAGUCGUAACGGAGAAACAGUGUCCUGCAACAAAUUUGUAUUGCCUGGCACACAAGCUACAUUCACCUGUAAAUCAUCUUAUAAAUUACCUAUAACGACCGAUCCAGGUUACAGGGAAAUCACAUGCCUCGAUGAUGGUACAUGGGAUAACUACAUCUUUCGCUGUCUACCAGAAUGCGGAACAUCCAUCGCACGCGGCAAGCCUUUAAUCGUAAAUGGAUAUGAAACCAAAGUAGGAGUAUUUCCCUGGCACGUUGGUAUUUAUAAAAAGAAACAAUCGGAUAAGUAUGAACAAAUAUGCGGCGGCACUCUUAUUAGCAACAAUCUCGUCAUAUCAGCUGCUCACUGCUUUUAUGAUGAGGUUUUUAACAAAAUUAGUAAAGCGUCUAAUUACGCCGUUGGAGCCGGCAAAUAUUUUCGCGAUUGGAAUGCUACAGAUGAAAGCGCUCAAAAAUCAUUGGUCGAGAGCAUUCGAUCGGGCGAGAGAUAUAUAGGACGAAGAGGUAAUUUCGCCGAUGACAUAGCCCUUGUGAAAUUACAAACAUCUUUCCAGCUCACUACCUUAGUGAGGCCUGUCUGCAUGGACUGGGACAAUCAGUACGAGAGAGAACAACUAAAUGUACAACAGUCUGGCAAGAUUGUCGGUUGGGGCAAAGACAUUAACGGCGAAUCAACUAAGAAUUUGCAUGAAAUUGACAUGCCGUUCGUGCCGUAUCAUCAGUGUAGGUCCGAGGUGCCUAGAGAUUUCGAAGGCUUUAUAACAACAGAUAAAUUUUGUGCCGGUCAUUUGAAUGGUUCAAGUGUUUGCGACGGGGAUAGCGGCGGCGGCAUAUGCUUCGAGAAAAACGGUAUUUGGUAUCUUCGUGGCGUCGUGAGCGUAAGCCCAGUCAGAAACGGUAAUUGCGAUUACAACUCUUACGUUGCAUUCACUUCUGUCAGUAACUCUCGUCACUGGAUUCGCCAGGCGUAUGCCAACUCACUUCGAGAAGUUUUUCGGCAAGAUGCACUUCAAAAUAGUUUACUAGAUCGGAUCAAUUAUUUCAGCGUUCGUCAAGAGGCACUCCAAACUGUCUCGUUUAAUCGAACUAAUACUCAUGUUGAAAACACAAACGAGAAUAGAUCAUCGAAUUCGCGUGAUUGUAUCCUGCCUGAACAACCGGAAGGUGGACAUUACGAAUUGAUUGGUUGCGCUGAGCCUUGUAGUAAACUUCCUAAUGAUCUAAUUCCCGAAUUUAGCGUUCUUUCUUAUACUUGUAAACACAACUACAUGUUGAGUAGAAAUACCGUUUCGAUUUGCAUCAAUCAGAAAUGGACUACACCGCCUUUGUGUCUCAAAAUCUGUUCACCGUUAAGAAGCACAAAUGUAGACAUUUCUUGCAGUUAUCAGGAUGAAACGGUGUCUUGCACCAAGAAUGUAUUACCGGGUACAAAAGCUACACUUGCUUGUAAACCAUUUUAUACAUUAUCUUUAACGGGUUAUAGGGAUUCGGCUUAUAGGGAGAUCAUAUGUCUCGAUGAUGGUUUGUGGGAUAACGACAUCAUUCCCUGUAUAGCAGAAUGCGGUAAAAACUACGCAGAUGGUAACGCUCCAAAUAAGGUCCAUACAAAACUCGAAGUAUUUCCCUGGCAUGUUGGUAUUUACGUCAAGAAAAAUACGGGCGAAUAUAUGCCGAUAUGCGGUGGCACUCUCAUUAAAAGCAAUCUUGUCAUAUCAGCGGCUCACUGCUUUUACUUUGAGUUUUUCGAAGAAGUUCAUGAAUCGAAAUUUGCUGUGGGCGCCGGCAAAUAUUAUCAUGAUUGGGAUGCUAAAGAGGACGAAGAUUACGUCCAGAAGUCAUCGGUGGAAAAUAUCCAAAUCAAGGAUAGAUUCUUACGUUCUAGGAAUAAUUACCGAAAUGACAUAGCCUUGUUGAAGCUGAAAAAAUCUUUUCAGCUGACUAUUUUAGUAAGGCCCGUCUGCAUGGAUUGGAGCAAUCAGUACGAAAGAGAGCAGCUACAAGAAGGACAAGCUGGCAAGAUUGUCAACUGGCAUAGAGAUGUUAACCGCAAAUUCACCAAUAAAUCACAAGAAUUUAAUAUGUUAUACGUACCGUACCAACAGUGUUUGUCCGCACUGUCUCGAGAUGUGCAUUAUCGCCUUACAGCCGACAGAUUCUGCGCCCGCCGUUUGAACGGUGAGUUUGUUCGUGAUGGACAUAAUGGUGGCGGCAUAUGCUUCGAGAAAAACGGCGUUUGGUACCUUCGUGGCGUCGUGAGCUUAAGCCCAGUGAGGAACGGUAGUUGCGAUUACAACUCUUACGCUGCGUUCACUUCUGUCACUGCUCACUGCUUUUAUGAUGAUAUUUUUAACAAAAUUAAUGAUGCAUCUAAUUACGCCGUUGGAGCCGGCAAAUAUUUUCGCGAUUGGAACGCUAUAGAUGAUCACGCUCAAAAAUCGUUAGUCGAGAACAUUCGGUCGGGCGAGAGAUAUAUAGGAGCGGCAGGUAAUUAUGCCGACGAUAUAGCUCUUUUAAAAUUAAAAACAUCUUUCCGACUCAGUACUUUAGUGAGGCCAGCCUGCAUGGAUUGGGACAAUAAGUACGAAAGGGAACAGCUAAAUGUACAACACUCUGGCAAGGUUGUCGGUUGGGGUAAAAACAUUAACGGCGAAUCUACUAAGAAUUUGUACGAAAUUGACAUGCCGUUCGUGCCGUAUCGUCAGUGUAGGUCCGAGGUGCCUAGAGAAUUCCGAGGAUACCUCACGGCCGACAAAUUCUGUGCCGGUCGUUUGAACGGUUCAAGUGUUUGCGAUGGGGAUAGCGGAGGCGGCAUAUGCUUCGAGAAAAACGACGUUUGGUAUAUUCGUGGCGUCGUGAGCGUAAGCCCAGUCAGGAAUGGUAGUUGCGAUUACAACUCUUACGUUGCGUUCACUUCUGUCAGUAACUCCCGUCAUUGGAUUCGCCAGGCUUAUGCCAACGCACUUCGAGAAUUGUGAGUCUACUUUAAUAAAGCUUGUUUGCAUUGACUGGAAUAACCAGUACGAGAGGUAGCGGCUGUAAGUUGAACAAAUUGGCAAAGGAACAGUACUAGCCAAGUAUCAAUCGAUUAACUGGCCAUUUUAGCGCAGUUUGAUUAAUUGCGUGACCGCUUUGUAAUCGACCGAAUGUUUAUUCGAGAAACUAAUAGUUGUUGACUACAUUAAUGAUUUUGAACUCAACUUUGGCUCUGUGCAUACUGGAAUAUUAUUAUAUCGCAUUUACAUUAACUGUGUCAUACAUUCAUAUGCAUACAAUUCCAGAUUGAUAAACGACCGAACGAAUUAUUUAAUUCUGUUGAAGUGUAAUUAUAAAACAAUUUGUUUUGCAUAUUUAAAGAGCACCGAAAAAUCAAAUAAAAUUUUUUAGAUAAUUGGCUAAGUUAAAGACCUUAAUGGAGAAUUCAACAAAAACUUGCACGAAAUUGCAAUGCUAUUCGUACUAUACUAUUACUAUUUGUCCACGAUGUCUAUUUUCUGAUUUUCUCACCUCCGAUAAAUUCUAUGUCGAUCACUUGAACAGUAAAUUCGUGUGCACGUAUUUCAUUGAAGACAAGUUUGUCAGACUCUGAUUGUGAUGUAGGUAUAAAUAACAUAUUGAUAAGAAUAUAUAUUGCAAUGAUUAGCAAUUGUACGUUUUUUCUUUAAAAUGUUAAUAUUUAUAUUUGAUAUGUUGCGAAAACGAAAGAAGAGGUUUAUAGAUUUGUAAAAUGUAACUAAUUUUUAUAUAAAAAACAAUAUAUUGUGUGAGAG